AUGGUUGUAUUCAAAUCGAAAAUUCCAGAUAUUGAAAUCCCCUCGGUUGGAAUUUUUCAAUAUGUUUUUUCAAAUCCAAAUAAAGUUUCUGAAGACAAGCCCAUUUUUAUUGAUGGUUUAACUGACAAAAAAUUAACUUUUGCUGAAUUAAAAUCAAAUGCAAAAAAAUUUGCUGCUGGAUUACAAGACAAAGUUGGUUUUAAACGUGGGGAUGUUUUAUCCAUUUUUUCUCCUAAUCAGGUUGAUUAUCCGACCGUAAUCUUUGGUACAAUUGCUGCUGGUGGUAAAGUUUCACCUGCCAAUCCAACGUACACUGCCGAAGAAUUUGCUUCUCAAUUAAAAGAUUGUGGAGCAUCCAUAAUAGUAGCCCACCCACACGUUCUUCAUGCUGUUAUAAAAGCAGCCGCAGAAGCUAAUAUUCCCGAAUCGAAAAUCUUUCUUUUUGGCGAUGAAGUAGUUAAUGGAAUCUUACCUUAUAAUAGUUUAUUUGGCGAACGCGAAGCCAUUCCCGUAGAAUAUACACCUGAAGAAGUUAAAGAAACAACAGCUUUCUUAUGCUAUAGUUCUGGUACUUCUGGAAAGCAAAAAGGUGUUGAAACUACUCAUCUUAAUAUGGUUGCCAAUGUGUCGCAAAUUUUGGCUAUUGAACAAGAAGCUCACCCUGGAAUUGUUUAUAUGGGUGUUCUGCCAUUCUUUCAUAUUUAUGGAUUGAAUCUUCUCAUGCAUUUUGUUCUCGUUCUUGGGGCUUCAUGUGUAGUUAUUUCCAAGUUUGAAUUUGAAUCAUUUUGUCGUGUAAUCGAAAAUUACAAGGUUUCGAUAGCUCAUAUUGUACCUCCAAUCGUACUCUUAUUAGUUAAAAGUCCUAUAACAAAGAAAUAUAAUUUAUCAAGUUUACAAUUAAUCAUUAGUGGCGCAGCCCCAUUAAGUAAAGAUUUAAUUGAAAGUUUUUAUAACGUUCAUAAGAUUAAUAUUAAGCAAGGUUAUGGUUUAACUGAAACCACUCCUGUAACUCAUCUCGAUCUUACUACCGAUAUUGUUUAUGGUUCUUGUGGUAUUCUUGUUCCAAAUAUGGAAUGUAAAUUGAUAUCUGAAGAUGGUCAAGAAGUAGGAUAUAAUACGCCAGGUGAAGUCUGCGUUCGUGGACCAAAUGUCAUGAAGGGAUAUUUAAAUAAUAAAGAGACAACUGACGCCGUUAUUGAUAAAGAUGGAUUUUUCCACACAGGAGAUGUCGGUUUA
Molecule: messenger RNA, 1236 nt
Organism: Funneliformis mosseae
Lineage: Eukaryota; Fungi; Glomeromycota; Glomeromycetes; Glomerales; Glomeraceae
Source: the annotation of a GenBank genome assembly